This is a messenger RNA of Aegilops tauschii subsp. strangulata, 375 nucleotides long. The record is from RefSeq and is a predicted model, not a curated record. Lineage: Eukaryota; Viridiplantae; Streptophyta; Magnoliopsida; Poales; Poaceae.
AUGAGAGGCGAGAGGAGGCCGCUCUGCGCGCUGCUGCUGGUUCUGCUCUGCCUGGCCGCGCAGGUGCAGGGCGCGUGCUGCCUUGCCGGAGGGGGCGGCGGAGGAGGCUCGCGCGGAGGGGGCGGUGGAGGUUUCGGAGGAGGAGGCUCGCGCGGAGGGGGCGGUGGAGGCUUCGGAGGAGGAGGCUCGCGCGGAGGUGGCGGUGGAGGCUUCGGAGGAGGAGGCUCGCGCCAGGCGGGGUGCCACCACCACCACCAUGACGACCACUCGCACAGGCACUGCGGCGCGGCAGCUGAGCCGCGUGGCCGCGGCGUCUCGAGGGUCUCCGGUGCGGCCGCCGCCCUUGCCGCCGCAGCGCUCGUCUGGUGGCGCUGA